GACGCGCUCGAACAUCAAAAAACGUGGCUAAUUCGUGAUUGUUCAAAAAAUAAAGGCCUUGCCAUAAAAACUCUUAAGCAGCAACUCCAAUGGUAUGAAGCUAACAGUUUCGACAAAGAAAAAACAAAAGCCAUAGAAAUUUUAGGAGGGCUUCCGGAAUUUGGAUUAUGA
Dentiscutata erythropus is the source of this 171-nucleotide messenger RNA. The record is from the annotation of a GenBank genome assembly. Lineage: Eukaryota; Fungi; Glomeromycota; Glomeromycetes; Diversisporales; Gigasporaceae.